UAGGAGAGGGUUUCCUGAGAUGAAAGAUUACUUCCGUCCGGGCUCUGGCCUCUCUCUGGAGCCGGCUCGUUGGGGGCUGGGGAGCGGGGUGCGCGGGGCUCGGGGGCCGCGCCUUGCCACCUGCAGCGCCCGCAGCCGGCGGGACGCGCGCGGCCGGGUCGGGGGGCUAACGCGGGGGGAUUCUUGCAGGUGGGACUCGAGGGCAUUGCCUAGCGCCCAAGCCAUGGUGGCCAAACAGCGGAUCCGGAUGGCCAACGAGAAGCACAGCAAAAACAUCACCCAGAGGGGGAACGUAGCCAAAACCCUGAGGCCGCAAGAAGAGAAAUACCCUGUGGGACCAUGGCUGCUGGCACUGUUUGUUUUUGUUGUCUGUGGCUCAGGUCGACCCAAAACACUGGCCUUUCCUGGAGACCGCCAGAACUGUCUCGAAAUUGUGACACCCAAAGUGGCUGUCACUCCCCUGAGACUGACAAGCAGGAUGUUUGAGGAGCUGGGCAGCCUUGGAGAAGGUCUUCUAUUUCACCACAAAGGGAAGACUGAGGACAUGCCUCUGCCGAGAAACUCCUGCCUCGAGACCUGACAUGGACACUCUGGAAAAGAUGUCUCCUCAGCCACUGGCUCCCUCAAGCUAUCUUUCAGAUCAUUCAGAGCAUAAGGAUGGGCAUGUGAGAAGGCCUGGGGAUUUGACCCUGCCCCCUCCCUCUGGAGGGCAGAGGACCACUUAAGCUUUUAGCCAGGGAUCUGUGGGAAGCAAACAGCCACACCGAGUAGAAAAAAAAGGCUCCCUCCAUUGUUCCCUGAUCACUUCAUCGUGGAUGUCAGACCACAUUGCCUUCUCACAGGACAUCUUGGUACAUCCGUGUUCUCGAGCGGAAAGGACAUUUUGCUUUUCUGUUGGUGGGAUUGGUAGCUCCCAGAUGUCUGCGGCAGCACCCUGUCUGGUUUUGCCCCUGGUCUCACAAAUGUAUGUAUGUGGCCCUCCGAAGGAUCACCAGGUUACUUGCUAUGGAUACAGCCUCUCCUCCGUUGGGGAUUGGUUUUACGAAUAAAUGUCUUUGUUCAACCUUA
Messenger RNA from Leopardus geoffroyi (Geoffroy's cat), 1068 nucleotides. It is a transcript of the gene SERP2, whose product is annotated as stress associated endoplasmic reticulum protein family member 2. Gene Ontology annotation, cellular component: endoplasmic reticulum. Gene Ontology annotation, biological process: endoplasmic reticulum unfolded protein response. The transcript has 4 exons. The coding region runs from base 20 to 580 and encodes 186 amino acids. Lineage: Eukaryota; Metazoa; Chordata; Mammalia; Carnivora; Felidae. The record is from RefSeq and is a predicted model, not a curated record.